AUGUUCUUCAAAGGAAGAAGCUGGCUUUGGUUAUAUGUGAGAACAAGUAUCAUUCUAGGAAGUGAGCUAAACAGCCCAGAGCGAGGUGGGCAAAAUAAUUGUUAUCAGCUUAACAGCUUUCACUGCAGCUUUGAGGAAGCAGAGCACUACUGCCAUGCCCAGGGAGGAUUCCUAGCUCAUAUUAGGAACCAGGAAGUUCCAGAUCGCAUCCGGGACUUUCUGGAAGAAGGAAAGAAGUGGUGGAUUGGGCGAAAUGUAAUGCCACUGAAAAAACAUCAAGACGAAAAAUACCCAGCAGACACUGCUGCCUAUGGGGACACAAAGCCCUCCAGCUGCACCUACCUGUCCAGAAACUUCAGUCAGAUCUCAUUCAAAGGGGACAAGUGCUCACUGGGACACUAUUUCAUUUGCCAGACUGAUGCCUUUUUGGAUGGAGAUGCCCGUUAUGAAAGAAAUGGAAAUAAUUCUCAUUUGCCGUGGAGACCCAAGAAGACAAAAAGAGAAGUUGAAAUACCAAGAAACAAAAUGCCCCCAGGAGCUGCUCAUCUUUCAACCACAUGUCACCAUCCUCCUCAUGCUCAUCUUUCCAAGACGCUGUGUCAUCCCAUCAGCCCAUUCUCUUCAGUACUACCAAAAAUCACAGCACAGGCCACGCCAGUCACAUCUGAACCCAGCAGCCAGCCUCUCCCUGCGAGAACAGAGCCCACCAGUCCUGCGUCCGUCACAUAUGCUGGUCAGUCUCGGACAGAAACGGCUUCAAGCUCAGAGGAAGACGCUCAUCCAAAUAGCUUCACCUCUCAUCACCCAGCAUCACUGCAGAAUGCAUCUGGUCAGGUCAUAGAUGAGAUAGUAGGAAACUUCAGCAGAGCAGUGGAUGGUUUGCAAGCUCAUAACAAACUGCAGGAAGCUUGUGAGUUACUCCAGAAACUAACAGCCUUGACCCUGAGAUUUUCUAAGCCGGCUCAGGUUCAUCUCAUCAAUUCCCUUAUUUACCUGAGUGAACAGUUCCUGAGGAUCCCAUUUCAGAACAAUAGCAGUCUGGGCUUCAAAGUUCCUGUGACUGUCUGCCUCUUUGAUUCUUUCAACAAUGUCAUCAAAGCUGAAGAAGGAAGUUGGCAGGGAUCCAAGCAUGACCCUCAGCAGGUAGAAGACAUGCUGGAAAUGUCCUUGGUGGUGCUUGGGAAUAUUGGGGAAGCGUUUCUAGAGCAGAAGCAGCCUCCUGAGUCUUCCGUGACUUUGACCUCUUCCAUUGCUUCUCUGCUACUGAGCAGACAAAACCUAUCAACUUUACCUCUGAGCUCUUACAUGCUGGGUCACCCGGCCCCUGUGAGACUAGGCUUUCCAUCGGCUUCAGCUUUGAAGGAGCUCUUGAAUAAACACCCCGGAGUUAAUGUCCAAGUAACAGGACUAGCUUUCAAUCCCUUCAAGGAUUUAGACAACAGAAAUAUUGUUGGAAGCAUUGGAAGUGUGUUACUAAGCGCCAAUCAUAAAUUGCUCCAAGUCCAUGAUUUAAUGGAGGACAUUGAGAUCAUGCUCUGGAGAAAUGUUAGCCUGGAAACCCAUCCCACCAGCGUCAACAUGAGCACAGAUCACUUUACAAUCACAGUGAAUGUCACAUCCUUGGAGAAAUCCCUGAUAGUGAGCAUAGAUCCUGACAGUCCCCUUUUAAUGACGCUCUACCUGGGGUUCCAGUAUCAGCCUAACUGCACUCACUUUCACCUGAACAUCACUCUUCCAAAGGAUAAGGUGUGGCAAAAAGAUGAGGAGUACACGUGGGUGCUGACUCCAGAGCAUCUACAGCACGGGAUUGGCACCUACUAUAUAACAGCUGUGCUGAGCGAGAGCCAGGAGGGUGCUCAGCAGGUCUCGGUCGUCACAGCCGUCACUCAGUGUUAUUACUGGGACAGCCACAACCGGACAUGGAGCAGCAAUGGAUGCCAAGUUGGGCCACAGAGCACAAUUCUGAGGACACAGUGUCUCUGUAACCACCUGACCUUCUUUGCCAGCGAUUUCCUCGUGGUGCCCAGGACUGUGAAUGUUGAAGACACUAUCAUACUCUUCCUUCGUGUGACCAGCAAUCCUGUUGGGGUGUCGCUGCUGGCCAGCCUUUUAGGAUUCUACAUGAUCACAGUUGUGUGGGCCUGGAGAAAGGAUCAAGCAGAUAUGCAGAAGGUGAAGGUUACUGUCCUGGCUGAUAAUGACCCCAGCGCUCAGUUUCACUACCUGAUUCAGGUCUACACCGGAUAUAGAAGAAGGGCUGCUACAACAGCUAAGGUUGUCAUCACCCUCUACGGAUCAGAAGGACGGAGUGAGCCCCAUCACCUUUGUGACCCCCAGAAGACAGUCUUUGAACGAGGGGGCCUGGAUGUCUUCCUUCUCACCACUCAUUCCUCUCUAGGGGAACUGCACAGCCUUCGGCUCUGGCAUGACAAUUCUGGCCUCAGUCCUUCCUGGUAUGUCACCCAGGUAAUUGUCUGUGACAUGGCAGUUAAGAGGAAAUGGCAUUUCCUGUGCAAUUGCUGGCUGGCUGUGGACCUCGGAGACUGUGAGCUUGAUCGGGUCUUCAUACCAGUUUCACAGAGAGAGCUCUCUUCCUUUAGACAUCUGUUUUCCUCCAUGAUUGUAGAAAAGUUCACCCAGGAUUAUCUGUGGCUUUCAGUUGCAACUCGGCAUCCCUGGAACCUGUUUACAAGAGUCCAGCGGCUGUCUUGCUGCAUGACACUGCUCCUCUGCAACAUGGUCAUCAGCAUUAUGUUCUGGAAGAUAAAUGGCACCACUGGCAAGAGAGAUGAGCAAAUGGGUACGUUUGCUGUGGCCUGGUCUGAACUGCUCAUCAGCAUCCACACUGCUCUCAUCCUCUUCCCAAUCAAUCUUGUCAUUGGGCAGCUCUUCCCGUUGAUUCAGCCACGGGAGACUGUGCCCCUCUUUCCUCCCAUCCAGGUCUCCUGCCUCUUAGAUGCUUCUGUUGAGUCUCUCUCUGUCACAAUGGUAGUUGAGGAAUUAAGGGAAACUGUACAAUUCCUGCUCAGGAGACAUACAUACCUACUCUCAGAGUGUGAACAACUGUCAUGGAGUUCUUGCAACAUUACUAAGCUGGUGGAACUUUUAUCCAGCCUUCUGUCUUCUCACUUGGAGGGUCAAGGCUGUCAUCAGGCAGAGCACCACUGGGCAAACGUUGUUCCUGAAAACCACCAUCAUUUCUGCUGUUACCUGUGUAGAGUUCUGCAGAGGCUAAAAUCGCACUUAGGCACUCUGGGUCUCACCCAGGGUCACCAGACUUGUGACCUCCUAGCUGCAGCCAGCCAUCUUCAAAAACUUCAGGAACUCUUGGAAACACACAUGCUUCCCACGGAGCAAGAGCCAUUCAGGGAAGUCACCAGUUUCGCCAUCCUGAGCUCAGAAGAAGGAAAAAGGCCCAUCUCUAAUGGCCUGUCCAAAUGGUUGAGUUCAUUCUGCUGGCUCCUCCUGGGUCUCACUAGCUUGGCUUCAGCCUUCUUUACAGCACUUUAUAGCUUGGAAUUGAACAAAGACCAAGCCACCAGCUGGAUGAUUUCAAUUAUUUUAUCAGUGCUUCAAAAUAUCCUCAUCAGCCAGCCAGUAAAGGUGGUCGUCUUCACAUUCGUCCACUCACUGAUGAUGAGCAGGGUGCCACGGCUUCACAAGGAGAAGGAACAACAGACCAAGAGGAUCUUGGCACUCUCGGCAAAAUGUUCUUCAUCGGUACCAGGUUCAAGAGAUAAGAACAACCCCAUCUACGUAGCCCCAACUAUGAAUAGUCCAACUAAGCACCCAGAAAGAACCCUGAAAAAGAAGACACUCUUCAAGCUGACUGGAGAUAUUUUGGUACAAAUCUUCUUCCUUACCCUGUUGAUGACUACAAUCUACUCUGCAAAGAACUCCAAUAGGUUUUACCUCCACCAAGCUAUCCGGAGGACCUUUGCUCACCGUUUCUCAGAAAUCAAGCUUCUUCAGGAUUUCUAUCCCUGGGCCAAUCACAUCCUCCUUCCUAACCUGUAUGGGGAUUACAGAGGUAAGAAUGCAGUCCUGGAGCUCAGUCAUUGCAAAUGUGGGAUACAAUUAAUUUUCCAAAUACCCGCUACCAAGACCCAUGAGAAAGAGGAAGGUCAGCUGGCUUUUAUUGACGGCCAUACCUGUGGGUGUCCCAAGGGCCUAUUCCCUGAACAUCAUCUAAGCGGGUUCAGUUAUAUCUGUUCACCCAGGCCUAAGGGGCUGAUUUCCACUGAUGAGCUUCACAAAAAGCUGAGGAAUGAGAAUGGUUUCAGUGACAUCAUGAGAAGGAACUGGAGUGUUCUGUUAUUCUCAGGUGCUUUCUUCACCUCUGUGAGACUGGAAAGCUUCACUUCCCUUCAGAUGUCAAAGAAGGGCUUCGUCUGGUCUGUCAUCUCACAAGUCAUGUACUAUCUACUGAUCUGUUACUAUGCCUUCAUACAGGGUUGUCGGCUAAAACGGCAAAAGUGGAGGUUCUUCACCAGGAAAACAAACAUUCUGGACACAAGUAUAAUCCUCAUUAGCUUCAUCAUCCUGGGACUUGACAUGAAGAGUAUUUCUCUACAUAAGAAAAACAUGGCACGGUACCACCAUGACCGGGACAGGUUCAUCAGCUUCUAUGAGGCAGUAAAAGUGAACUCUGCUACAACCCAUCUCGUGGGCUUCCUGGUUCUGCUGGCAACUGUUCAGUUAUGGAACUUGCUGCGUCAUAGCCCCAGGCUGUGGGUCAUCAGCAGGACACUGAGCCAAGCCUGGGACGAGGUGGUGGGCUUUCUGCUGAUCAUCCUCAUCCUGCUGACAGGCUAUGCCAUUGCCUUUAACCUGCUGUUUGGAUGCAGUGUCUCUGACUACCGGACAUUUUUCAGCUCAGCAGUGACUGUUGUUGGUCUCCUGAUGGGAAUUUCUCACCAAGAGGAGGUUAUCGCUUUAGACCCAGUCCUGGGCACCUUCCUGAUCCUCACCAGUGUCAUCUUGAUGGUACUUGUGGUAAUUAAUCUUUUUGUUUCCGCCAUUCUAAUGGCCUUUGGAAAAGAAAGAAAGUCACUUAAGAGACAAGUUGCACUAAUAGAUACGCUGCUACUGAAGCUCUCAAAUUUGUUAGGAAUCCGUCAGCCCCAAAAAACGUCAUCUGAGCAAGCAGCUACGACAUCAAUGGGCAUUGACAGUGAAGUUUUAGAAGACGAACUACCUUAAUCCUGUUUUCUCCUUCUUGGCUUAGUAUUUCUUAGCAUAUUACUACUUAUCUUUGCAUGGCAUGACUUUACAAUAGUAAUAUACUUUGUUUUUGAUUCUGCAAGUUAGUGAGAAAUUGGAAUCCCCUUGGUCCCAAGUUCUUAGGGAUCUUGGCACCGUCAAGAUGGGAUUAACACCGCAAGAAUACUACCAGACAAACCAGCUUGGCUGCCAAGCACCAAAUAACGGAACACUCACCACCCAUGGCCCAGGAUGGCUUGGGAAACGGAGGAGUAAGAAGUGAGCUCACUGCAACUUACUAAAAAUAAAUAUACAAGGAUGAGGCAUAGCAGAUGCAGAGCCCUGCCACUGAGGAGGACCAAAUUCACAGAUGCUAUCUGGGCUAUCUAAAUACAGAAAUCAAAAUGAGCCCUGCACUGCUGCAGGAAUCCUGAAGUUAAGGGCUGGUUGACAUGCAUCGCUUGGUUAAAAUAUUCUCCACUGAACUCCAACUUUCUACUUCAUCAUCUGAGCAAACAGAGAAAGCAGGAC
Saimiri boliviensis boliviensis (Bolivian squirrel monkey) is the source of this 5733-nucleotide messenger RNA. It is a transcript of the gene PKD1L3, whose product is annotated as polycystin 1 like 3, transient receptor potential channel interacting. Gene Ontology annotation, cellular component: membrane. Lineage: Eukaryota; Metazoa; Chordata; Mammalia; Primates; Cebidae. The record is from RefSeq and is a predicted model, not a curated record. Gene Ontology annotation, molecular function: calcium channel activity; protein binding. Gene Ontology annotation, biological process: detection of mechanical stimulus.